GCUCGCUUGACUUUUGCAGUUCAGCUGGACCGCGAAGGGGGCGUGCCGUGCCGGUGCCUGUUCGUCAGCGGGUUUUUAGUUAUGGUGGUCGUCACGUUUUUAAAUGAAGUUUAAAAGCACGUAGGCAAAACCUGUACUUGUUAAAACUAUAUCAGAACAAACGUCUGCCGUUUGGGAAACAAACCACGGGUUUCAAUGAAUUGCACCAGGGUUCUGCAGAUACUGAACCCCAGGCCAAUGCCAAGUCCAAUUAUGCCUGUGGAUGUGGCAAUGAGAAUCUGUCUGGCACACUCACCGCCUCUUCGCAGUUUCCUCAGUUCAUAUGAGGACUGCAAGUCCAGGUACUUAGUCAACCAGUACAAACCUCUGCGAUCCUGCAUCAGCUCAAAGACCGACGUGAACACUGCCAACCUUGGAUGGAAGAGUCCCGAGACCAAAGCUAAAAAGAAAGUGGUUUUUGCUGACUCCAAAGGCAUGUCUCUGACAGCAGUCCAUGUGUUUAAGGAAUUUGAGGAAGACCCCAUGUUAGACCUGCAGUUUGAAUUAUCAGACCUAGAGGAUGUCAUUGUGGGCCUAAAGGCUGAGGAGAAGGAGAAGAAUUUGAUUUUGGACUUUCCUCAGCCUGCCGCAGACUAUUUGGACUUCCGAAACAGUCUAAAGAAGAACCUGGUAUGCUUGGAAAACUGUAUAAUUCAAGAGAGAUCACUCACCGGCACGGUCAAAGUGAUCAAUGUAAGCUUUGAGAAGGUCGUCCAUGUGCGAAUAACAUUUGAUUCAUGGAAAAGCUAUGCUGACAUUCCUUGUACGUACAUGAAUAAUGUUUAUGGCUGUGAAGAUGUUGACACCUUCUCGUUUUCCAUCGACCUUCCAAGUUCUGUGGGCUUACAUGAGCAGGUGGAGUUCUGCAUAUCCUACAAAACGCAUGAUACGACAUACUGGGACAAUAACAACGGGGAAAAUUACAAGCUGGUACAUACAGAGAAUGACCCCAGUCAGGCCAAUGUCACCCAAACGACGACAACAGAUUUUAAGAAUAAAGGCAAACGGCCAGAGAUGGAGUUUGAUCAGUUCGGGAGCCCAAGAACAUCUAGUGGAUUCUUCCCCGAGUGGCAGAGCUGGGGUCAUAUUGAGAACACUACCCCCUACUGGUGACAGUUCAAGACCCUCUGAAGAAUUUGAAGUAAAUCUUGUAACAAGGGCAAAUGCAAAUGGAGCGCUUAGUUCGUUUCAAAAUUGACUUAUGAAAAGUCUCAUGAAAGUAGCAUUUAGCAAUAACACGCUAUUCUGUAGAUCUGACAUGAGGUAAACCAAUAAUUUUCAUAACAUAGGAUGCCUUCCUUUGUGUUUUUCUGUGAUUAACUGUAAUACAAUGGCAUAGUUUCAGAUAUCUUUACAAAUGUCUUUGUAUAAAGUGAACAAACUUUCUCUGAAAUAGAUUCUUAAAAACACUAUUUUGUUACCUUGAAGAGCAAUCAUUUUAUUGUUACCCAUCUGAAAUCACUGAAUUUUGGGAAUCCUUCUUCUGAAAUGUAACUGGACAUAAAUAUGUAAUUUAAGUCAUCCUUAAAAGGAUGGAAGUUCUGUCAUUUACUCAACUUCAUUUCAUUCCAAACCUGUAUGCAUUUCUUUAUUCUAACACAAAAUGAGAUCAAAUAUAAUGAUAUAUAAAGAAAGUAAAUGCCGUAGAAUAUCAUUUUGGACCCCAGUGACUCACUUUGUCAUUAUAUGGAUAAAAACAGUUCUUAUAGGAAAUAUCUUCCUUAAUGUUCCACCGAAGAAAGAAAGUUGUAAAGGUUUAAACGAUAUAAGUGCGAGUAAAUGAUGACAGAAUUUUCAAUUUUGGGUGAACUGUCCCUUCAAGAGCAGCACUGCAUAAAACAUGUUAUUCUCAUAUUAUGGAAGUGGAAUAAUCUGGUACAAUAUGAGAUUGCUUCAUAUUGAAGUUCUCAAAUGUGAGAAAUGUGUAUCUCAUUUGAUAGUACCAGUUUAUCGGUCACUUUUUAGUGAAUGCACUUGGCAUGAUGCAUUAUAAGGGAGUCCAUGAGAGAUAAUGAUGCCCAUUAAGUGCUAAAUCCCUGCUGUUGCACUUCCAAUUUUUCCUAUGUCUCUUGAUGUAUUUUACACUUCUUUCCUACAACAUUUUUGCUGCUAUGGUUUUUGUGCGUGCCUGUGUGAGCUGCAUUGUGAUUUAUGACCCGUGUUGUGUGGAAAUUCUCCAGUGUUAUUUGGAGAAAAGAAGAUGAGGGACUUUUGGAUAUAACUUUAAAGAGGUCGUAGUAUGUGAGGAAGAGUGGUUAAAGAGAAUGCUAGUACUGAAUGAGAUUGUUGCCUUUUUCAUGAUUAUGUCCCCCCUUUCACUGAAAUAUAAAAUUCGGUUGAGGUUGACGCCUUGAACAAAGGUGAUGGUGGACUGUAAUGAACUGUAAGCUGCUGUAAUUGCGGAGAGGGAUCAUGUAGGUUGAAUGUAAAAAGGGGCCUACACAAGCCACAGUGUAUGCCUACAUAUUUUUCUACUGCAAAGAAAGAUGUUUGUUUGAAAGAAUGUUGUACUAUACUCUGUGUUCCUCUUAGAAAUAAAGCCUAAUGUUUCUAUGAUGAA
Pimephales promelas (fathead minnow) is the source of this 2599-nucleotide messenger RNA. The record is from RefSeq and is a predicted model, not a curated record. NCBI's taxonomy places the organism in Eukaryota, Metazoa, Chordata, Actinopteri, Cypriniformes, Leuciscidae.